Molecule: messenger RNA, 1114 nt
Organism: Pogonomyrmex barbatus (red harvester ant)
Lineage: Eukaryota; Metazoa; Arthropoda; Insecta; Hymenoptera; Formicidae
Product: aminopeptidase N-like
Biological process (GO): proteolysis; peptide catabolic process
Cellular component (GO): cytoplasm; membrane
Molecular function (GO): metalloaminopeptidase activity; zinc ion binding; peptide binding
Source: RefSeq, a predicted model, not a curated record
GAAAGAUCUGAUGAAUCCUUGGAUACAAGAAAAGCAAUAUCCUAUUCUUAGUGUAGCGGAAAUCUUUGGUUCCGAAUGGACGAAAAUUUUUCUACAAACUGCUUCCGAAAACUGGACGGUACCAUUAACACAUCAAGUGUACAUAAAUUUGAAACGAAUUUUACCCACAUUUUGUCUAUGGGAACAAAAGCACUUUCUUACAACGUGUUACAAUUCUGAACACAGUCGGUUCAUAAUAAUCAAUCGGCAACAAACAGGAUAUUACCGGGUACAUUAUGAUUUUGAAAGUUGGUUAGGAAUUAUAAAUUAUCUUAAUUCCAAGAAUUAUGCAAAUAUUAAUGUUUUAAAUCGUGCUCAAAUCAUCGAUGAUACAUUCCAUUUAGCCAUAUCAGGCAAAUUAAAUUUUUAUGUAUUUUGGGAUGUCGUAAGCUAUCUAAAAUGGGAAACGGACUAUAUACCAUGGUAUCCUAUGUUCAAAGCUGCUGAGUACAUGUCACACAUUCUACCGUUUUAUAAUGCCGAUAAUAUAAUAUUCAAGAAGAAACUACGAAUGCAACUGGGUCCACUUCUUCAAAAGAUUGGAUACGAGGAGGAAUCUAAUGAUGACAUGUUUAUUAAAUGUUUAAGACAAGAAGCUCUAAGAUGGGCUUGUAUUCUCGGUGACAGCAAAUGCAAAAAACAUGCUGAAUAUAAGUUGCAAUGGCAUUUGUUAAAUCCGAUAAAAAAUAAACUGUUACCAUGGUGGAGGGAAUGGACGUUCUGUAAUGGUUUAUGUGUAUCUAGCAUUUCUCUUGACCAACUAUUUAUAGAUUUGGAUAAAAUGAAUAUUACCAAAUUAAUAAAAUUGUUACUAUAUGGAAGUUUACUAAAUUACGUUAUGGCUCUUUAUCAACACAAAGAAAAUGUAUUUCACAAAUUUAAAAUAAAUAACAAGCAAAUAAACAGACCAAAAACGACGAGAACUAGAAGAUCAGAAGUAAUCAAAAUCACUAAGGAAAUUACAUCCAACGAUACACACUCUUAUAUACACCAAAUGUCUGAAACCGUACGUGUUAGGCUUCUCAAUCUUCAUUUGCCUGAUUUUAUAAAACCAAAAAAUACGAAAUUGAAUUAA